AUGACGUCUCCAAAAAAGACCCUCAAGAUCGCCAGUCUGGGCAGCUCCUUUGCCGCUGGCCCCGACAUUCCCCCACAAGUCGAACCCUUUGCCGCAAUGCGAUCAGGACAGAAUUACCCCCAUCUUUUAGCAAAGCAUUUGAACGCCGAGCUCACUGAUCUGACCGUUUCUGGUGCAACAUUACUCAACAUAACAGUUGAUCCCCAGGCCACCCCAUUUAACAUAACUUUCCCGCCCCAAAUCUCCAAUCUACCCGAGGAUGCGAACAUCAUUACCGUGACUGCCGGAGGAAACGACAUAAACUAUAUUGGUGGCAUGAUCGCGGAUGCCUGCGAGGCCGAGUUGCAAGCUUCUGCGCCUUUAUCACCCAGUGAAUUGGCAGAACGCAUGGGCGGAGUUCUUGAUCAAAUACACAAGCGCGCCCCGGGAGCUCGCGUCUUUUUUGUCGAAUAUCUUGCUGUUCUGGGACCGGGCACACAAGCUGGUCGGGAUAUUCCUUUGACUCAAGAGAGACUUGAGCAUUAUCUUGGGGUUGCAUCUGUUCUACAGCAUGCGUAUUCUGUCGCCGCGGAAGGUCGAUCAGACUGGUGCGAGACAGUCCCUAUCCACCAGCUCAGCCAGGAACAUGCGCUUGGUAGCAAAGAACCUUGGGUUGGAGGAUUCUCUACUGGCCCAAUGCUACAUCCAAAUCUUGAUGGGAUGAAGGCAGUAGCAGCGGUUCUAGCCGAGAGGAUCCGAAAGAGCACAUCAUACAAAGCAUUGCUGUGA
This is a messenger RNA of Penicillium paradoxum, 768 nucleotides long. RefSeq names its product SGNH/GDSL hydrolase family protein. NCBI's taxonomy places the organism in Eukaryota, Fungi, Ascomycota, Eurotiomycetes, Eurotiales, Aspergillaceae. Bases 1 to 768 code for a protein of 255 amino acids. The record is from RefSeq and is a predicted model, not a curated record. Gene Ontology annotation, molecular function: hydrolase activity, acting on ester bonds. The transcript has a single exon.